Ilex paraguariensis (yerba mate) is the source of this 279-nucleotide messenger RNA. Lineage: Eukaryota; Viridiplantae; Streptophyta; Magnoliopsida; Aquifoliales; Aquifoliaceae. The record is from the annotation of a GenBank genome assembly.
AUGCCCGAAGACGAUUAUGGCAGAGGGUACGUUGUUCAACCUGUUGGGCAGGUUGAAGUAGAUGCUGGAGGGGGUAGUGACAUGGAACCUGGACAUGAGGAUGAAGAUCCUGAAAUGGAGGAAGAAAUUGAUGAUGAAGAAGAAGACCAAGAUGGUGAAGUUCAGGAACUGCCGCCAUCUACUUCACAGAAGAGGAAGAGAGAUGAUGAAGAUGGUGAUGAUGAGGAAGAGGAAGAUGAUGACACAGUCGAGUGCCCAAAGUCAUCAAAGCACCAUUAG